Copidosoma floridanum is the source of this 1628-nucleotide messenger RNA. RefSeq names its product venom protease-like. Gene Ontology annotation, molecular function: serine-type endopeptidase activity. NCBI's taxonomy places the organism in Eukaryota, Metazoa, Arthropoda, Insecta, Hymenoptera, Encyrtidae. The record is from RefSeq and is a predicted model, not a curated record. Gene Ontology annotation, biological process: proteolysis.
UCCUGGUUUCGCGAGCAGAUCGUCAUAAUUUUUAUGUGUAGUGAAUACUGGGGAAUUUCAAAACAGUAUAUUAGGCGCACAGGUAGAAACAACAGCGCGACGGUGCAUGUAAUAGUAGGCACACACUAGCAAUCAGACAAACAAGUGGUUAAAUAAUCGUUAGUGCGUAUGUACCGUGAGUUUAACAUUAAAAUUAUCGGUGUCGUUACAAAUCGGUCGUUGAAAUGCUGUCGUCACUCAAUUACAGGUUGAUGCUCCUGUUCUGUGCAACGGAGUGUUUUUUAGUUGCUGGACAGGUAAUCGCGACGGUGGACCGAAAUUUGGUAAUUGCACAGUCUGAAGGCUCUGAAUGCUCCCUGAAAAAUCAGCAGGGCACCUGCCAGCUGCUGACAAAGUGUACCUCAGUCUACAACGAACUGAUAGCGGGAAAACGCCCCGAAUCGGUAUGUGGCUACAAGGACAGGAUGCCCAUAAUUUGCUGCCCCAACAGUGGCAGUACCAUAACUAGAUCCACCACACAAUCGACGCCUGCAUGGGGUGGUAACGAGGACUUGACUACCAACAAGCCGUUCAAGUGGAAUCACAGAAUUAGACGCGCCCAGCAGAUGUGCCAAGAGUACGCAAAAUCGGUGUACGCCCUCGUAGAGCCACCUGUCCUAACCGGUGGCGAUCGGAUGUACGUCAACGUCUCGCUGUGCGCCAUAAAAUCGAAAAAACUCAUAGUGGGUGGCACCAAAGCCGAGCCCAAGGAGUUCCCGCACAUGGCGGCGAUCGGUUACACCAAGAACAACAAAAUCUACUGGAAUUGCGGUGGAAGUCUUAUCUCCGACUUGUGGGUCCUUACAGCGGCGCAUUGCACCUACUCGUUCCAAUGGGGAUACGCUGAGCACAUUCGCGUGGGCGACCUCAAUCUUGAGAGCAAAAAGGACGAUGCAAGACCUCAGGACCGUCGUGUUAUUGAACGCGUCAGGCAUCCCGAUUACAAAAAACCGGCACAGUACAACGACAUCGCCCUCCUCAAGAUGGACAGGCCAGUGACGUUUGACGCCUACGUGAGGCCAGCAUGUCUGUCCCUCAACCCCAACAUCCAAACCGGCGAGAAGACGGUCGUUGCAGGCUGGGGCAUCGUCGACUGGUUUGACGAGAAAGGAUCCCCCGAUCUAUUGAAAGUCACAUUACCCAUUGUGGCGUUUGAUACCUGCAAGGGGCUUUUCGCAAACGAGGGAAACAAACUUCCUAAGGGCCUAAGUGCUGAAUCACAGUUGUGUGCCGGGGAAGAUGGCAAGGAUACUUGUCAGGGUGACAGCGGUGGUCCACUGAUGGUCUACAGUAACUCCGAAGAAUGCAUGUACGACAUCGUUGGGGUCACUUCCUUUGGAAAACUUUGUGGCAGCGUGAUACCAGGUGUCUAUUCAAAAGUAUACCACUACUUGGACUGGAUCGAGAACACUGUAUGGCCUUGAACCUCAUGUUUGUCUUUUGACGAUCGAGGGUUCUUACUUCAAGUGUGUUUGUGAUAUUUGGUUUUGAUAAAAAAAGUUUAAAAAAUUUACGAAAAAAACUCACAUCUUCGUUAAUGCAAGAUAAUAGUCAUUGAACUACGGUGUGAUAUUUUAUAAUUUGCAAGU